UAGGAGCUGACAGGCCCCAUUCACUGCAGAAACAGAUGUUGUUUGGAUCAGAGCUCAAACCAGUUUGAAAGAAAGAAAGUGAAACUCAGACAGUCGUUGUCACUGAGAGGUGAAAUGGCGCAGAGAGGAAUUCAACUGGACCAGGAAACUUUCUCUUGUUCCAUCUGUCUGGAUCUACUGAAGGAUCCGGUGACUAUUCCCUGUGGACACAGCUACUGCAUGAGCUGUAUUAAGAGACACUGGGAUGAAGAGGGUGGAAGAAAAAUCCACAGCUGUCCUCAGUGUAGGAAGGACUUCAUACCGAGACCUGACCUGGUGAAAAACACCAUGUUAGCAGAUUUAGUGGAGGAGCUGAAGAAGACUGGACUCCAAGCUGCUCCUGCUGAUCACUGCUAUGCUGGACCUGAAGAUGUGGCCUGUGAUUUGUGCACUGGGAGGAAACUGAAAGCUGUCAAAUCCUGUUUGGUGUGUCUGGUCUCUUACUGUGAGAAACACCUCCAGCCUCACUAUGAAUCCCUGGCCUUUGAAAAACACGAGCUGGUGGAGCCCUCUGAGAAGCUCCAGGAGAACAUCUGCUCUCGUCAUGAUGAGGUGAUGAAGAUGUUCUGCCGCACUGAUCAGCAGUGUAUCUGUCAUCUCUGCUCUGUGAAUGAACAUAAAGGCCACGACACAGUCUCAGCUGCAGCAGAAAGGACUGAGAGGCAGAGAGAGCUGGAGCUGAGUCGACAACAAAUCCAGCAGAGAAUCCAGGACAGAGAGAAAGAUGUGGAGCUGCUUCAACAGCAGCUGGAGGCUAUCAAUGGCUCUGCUGAUAAAGCAGUGGAGGACAGUGAGAAGAUCUUCACUCAGCUGAUCCGUCUCAUGGAGAAAAGAAGGUCUGAUGUGAAGCAGCAGAUCAGAUCCCAGCAGGAAAGUGAAGUGAGUGGAGUCAAAGAGCUUCAGGAGAAGCUGGAGCAGGAGAUCACUGAGCUGAAGAGGAAAGAUGCUGAGCUGAACAAGCUCUCACACACACAGGAUCACACCCACUUUCUACACAACUACCCCUCACUGUCACCACUCAGUCAAUCUACACACUCAUCCAGCAUCAAUAUCCGUCCUCUCAGGUACUUUGAGGAUGUGACAGCAGCUGUGUCAGAGCUCAGAGAUAAACUACAGGACAUUCUGACAGAGAAAUGGACAAACAUCUCACUGACAGUGACUGAGGCCAAGACCAGAGCUGGAUUCUUAAAAUAUUCACAGGAAAUCACACUGGAUCCAAACACAGCAAACACAUGGCUGUUAUUAUCUGAGGGAAACAGAAAAGUAAGAUUUAUGGGAGAAGAACAGUCUUAUUCUAGUCACCCAGACAGAUUCACUGAAUGUUGGUUUCAGGUCCUGAGCAGAGAGAGUCUGACUGGACGUUGUUACUGGGAGGUGGAGUGGAGAGGAAGAGGAGGAAGAGGAGGAAUUUAUGUAGCAGUCGCAUACAAGAAUAUCAGCAGAGCAGGGAGAUCUGACAAAUGCGUAUUUGGCUACAAUGACAAAUCUUGGGCGUUAGAUUGUUCCCAAAACGGUUUUUCAUUCUUUUACAACAACAUCCAAACUCCAAUCUCAGGUCCUCUGUCCUCCAGAGUAGGAGUGUACCUGGAUCACAGUGCAGGUAUUCUGUCCUUCUACAGCGUCUCUGAAACCAUGACUCUCCUCCACAGAGUCCACACCACAUUCACUCAGCCUCUCUAUGCUGGACUUCGACUUGGCUGUUAUGGAGCCACAGCUGAGUUGUGUAAACUUAAAUAGAUGAAAGUCAUUGAAGGUGCAGUUUGUUAAAAUGUGUAUUUUAGUUGUUGAAGUGAUUUUGUGUCAUUUUAUUUUGGUGAGCCAUUUUAGCUCUGUAUUCACUCUCUGUAUAAGCUGAUAGAUAGAUAAAGAGCAGCCUUUAUAUUUCAUGCAGUGUGAAGCAAUGCUGGAGUUCUGGACUGAAUCAGAGAUGAUUACAGACACUUGUGUGUGUGUUGUAUGUUCACAUAAAUUUAUAAGAAAUUCUAAAUGUGAUGCUAAUAACUUAUAAUGGUGUUUAUCAUGUUAUCUGCCAGGACCAAGCAAGAGUAUUACGGAAAAACUGUAUUUUCUUUAAAUAAUGGAGAAUUUUCAGGAUUAAUGCUGCUCCAGGAUCAGUGGACUCAGUGGUGAGUCUGUUAGGACAGAUGAGCUGGGUCACAUUGUGGUGUACACAGGCCAAACUUUGGAGGAUGAGGCAUCUACCACGAGGUCAGCCAGGUUUCUUUGUUCAGAAAGAGUGCUCUGGGUGAGCUGGCUUCCUUUACAGCUUCUACACAAUGUUUGGGUGGAGUAAGGCUCUAAUGUUGCAUGUGAUCGUUCACAUAUUGUUAUGAUCAGCCCCCGAAGAGGCUGGAAUCUGGAGUCUUCAAUGUUUUGAACUCAUAGUGGACAUUUUGAAAUCUUGGUGGACUUUUUGUUAAACUCUUUAUAGCCUCCUUUGGAGCCUUGUUAAAUUUCUUGAGUUUUGAUUUAGUUCCUGUUUAAGUUGAGGUUAUGUUACACUUGUUUGGAUUUCUUGAGUUUGGUUUGGUAUUUCUUGUGUGUAGUUCGAGACCAUUCUUGUGGCGUAACUUUUUCUGUUUGUUAGUACUUCCUGUUUUAUUUUGAAGCCCUAGCCCCUGUGUAUCUUUCCUCAUCUACUUCCUGUCUUUGUCUGGUUUCCCUCCUUUUUUGAUUGUCGGCCCCGCCCUGAUUGGUGUCUCCUGUCUAUAUAAAUCUCCUUGUUCACCUGUGUCCUUUCCAGUUUGUUUGUUGUGCUUCCUGUCAGUGUCUGUCCUGUCCCCUGCCUGCUUUACCUCCUGGACUUGUCCUCUGUUCCUUUUGAAUUGUCUUCUGUUGGAUUACCUCUAGUAAGGACUUUUCAGUGUUUGGUGUGGUGUUAGAUUUUCUACGUGUUGGAUGAUUCUUAGUUCAGUGUUGUUCCCUGACUCCUGGACUCUAUCCGCUGAUGUUGUGUUCAAACAGAAGGACCAUAUUUUCACCUGUGCCGCCUCUUUAAGAGCGUCGGGGGAUGGUUUAGGCUGCUGCACUGUUUGUCCCUGCGGGCUUUCUGUAGUUCAGACUUUUAGCGUUCAUCAAAGUUCUCGCGGUUCAUUUCCUUCCUGCUGUACCUGGAAGGGACAGAAGUCUGAGUAAUAUAAUGUGUGAGUUACCUGUGUGACUUACCUGUCACGGUGUCCCGCUUUGGUGUAUCGUUAGUAUGUAAAAGUUAAUAUCGCGACCAAUGCUAAUGCGCUAGCCUGUCAAUGGAAUUCUCCAUAUUAUGUUAGCAUCGAGCUAAUCGCUACUUACCACGUAUUUUGUGUGGCGUAAAUAUUUUCGGUUUAUGUUUGUGUUGUGUUUAUGAAUGUCCAAGAAACAGACAAAACGAAGUCUCACACACAUUUUCUUUAUUAUUUUUUAUAUUCCAGUUUCACAGAUGUUAAGUAAAGCAUCAAAACUUACCUGAAGACUGCGAUGUUUUGAGAAACUGUUUAUCUGCCAAGUUUGAAGUCAGCUGCAUUCUUACAAGGGCAGAGUGUCACACAGCUGUUUGACUUGGGGCUACUCCUCUCCUGUGUUUGUAGCAACACAUUUAACUGAUAUUCAUUUAUGUCUUUAAUGCUUGUAGAACCACACGUAUGGUCAACCAUACUUCCUGUCUGAAAGUAUUAAAUGUGCACACUGUGUGAAGUUGGCAAUAAAGUUGACUGAAGACAAAUCCAUCUCAGGAGCGUCCUUACCCAUGUCCCACAGCGACUCCACUGACUGAAAACACCCCACAUGU
Toxotes jaculatrix (banded archerfish) is the source of this 3805-nucleotide messenger RNA. RefSeq names its product tripartite motif-containing protein 16-like. The transcript has a single exon. The coding region runs from base 115 to 1776 and encodes 553 amino acids. NCBI's taxonomy places the organism in Eukaryota, Metazoa, Chordata, Actinopteri, Toxotidae. The record is from RefSeq and is a predicted model, not a curated record. Gene Ontology annotation, molecular function: protein binding; zinc ion binding.